GUCCCGACCCAGAAAGUCCCGAAUUGGACAUCAAAACUCUUCUAGAGGGAACAGCAGGGUGAAGUUCUCUACAACAUCGCACUGACGAUGGCCACAACCACAGCACAACGCACCGUCACCUCGGACAGCAUCGAGCUGGCGGACCAACUCUCAGUGUCUCACUCUCGACAAACAUCAACGGGGAGCAACGUAGCCUUUCCUUCUCACUCGCAAAGUGCCCUGCCGCCCACCGAUGAAGGCUACCUGGCAUACAUCGCCCUCGCCGGUGCCUUCGUCAAUAACGCUCUGAUCUGGGGGUUUGCUCUAUCAUUCGGAGUCCUGCAAGAGCAUUACACGAACAAUCCUCCUUUCAAUGCUGCGCCUGGCGGUAUCGCCGCCAUCGGAACGACAUGUACUGGACUCAUGUACCUCACCAUGCCGGUCUUCCUCUCCGCAUUCCAACGCUGGCCAUGGACGAGGAAGUAUUCGAUGUGGACUGGCGUGCCGGUCUCGGCCAUUGCGCUAGUUGGUGCAUCGUUUGCACAGACAAUACCGCAGCUAUUGGUAUGCCAGGGCAUCUUGUACGGCUUGGCUGGCAAUGCGUUGGUGAUGCCAACGAUCAACUUCAUCAAUGAGUGGUGGAUAAGGAGAAGAGGUUUUGCCAUCGGCGUGGCAAUUGCUGGCGAUGGCUUUGGAGGUGUGGUCAUGCCGCUGAUACUACAGGCGUUAUUGGAAAGAGUUGGGUUUCGCUGGACACUUCGAAUCGUUGCCACCAUAAUUGUGACGCUGUCUCUGCCGUUACUGUUCCUGAUGAAGCCUCGUCUUCCCAUCUCUGCAACCUACGUCUCCCCUCGCGUGGACCUUUCCUUCUUACAGAGUCGCCUAUUCUGGAUCUUCCAACUGUUCAACACGAUUCAGGCUUUAGGCUACUUUCUACCAGUGAACUACCUGCCAUCGAUUGCAGAGGAGCUCGGACUUAGCCCUACUCUUGGUUCGCUCACGGUCCUGCUGGUGAACCUGGGUAUGAUCUUCGGCUGCCUCGCCGUAGGCAGUCUGGUCGACCGCUUCGAUGUGACGACUGUCCUCCUCGGAGUCAGCACAAUUUCAGGAUUCACGGUCUUUGCUAUCCUAGGGCUGAGCAUAGUCACGGCACCAUUAUUCAUCUUUAGCAUCAUGUACGGCUUGACGGCCGGUACUUACUCCACACACUGGGGAGGCAUGAUCAGAGAGCUGCAAAAGAAGCACGACGGAACCGACGCCAACCUUGUCUUUGGAUUGUUUGCGCUUGGAAGAGGCGUCGGUUCGAUCAUCAGUGGCCCGCUCAGCGAAUCUCUGGUUGCGAGUGGAAAGAUCUGGCACGAUUCUGCGACAUCGACGUACGUGAGUGAGUAUGGACCGAUCGUCAUCUUCUCGGGGUGUACGGCAUGUGCUGGCGGUCUUGGUUGGUUCGUUCGAAAGGCUGGCUUUAUCUGA
Molecule: messenger RNA, 1452 nt
Organism: Zymoseptoria tritici IPO323
Lineage: Eukaryota; Fungi; Ascomycota; Dothideomycetes; Mycosphaerellales; Mycosphaerellaceae
Exons: 2
Coding region: 88-1452 (454 amino acids)
Biological process (GO): transmembrane transport
Cellular component (GO): fungal-type vacuole membrane
Molecular function (GO): transmembrane transporter activity
Source: RefSeq, a predicted model, not a curated record